Messenger RNA from Schistocerca americana (American grasshopper), 4950 nucleotides. Its product is annotated as serine-rich adhesin for platelets-like. The transcript has 2 exons. The annotation marks the transcript as partial. Lineage: Eukaryota; Metazoa; Arthropoda; Insecta; Orthoptera; Acrididae. The record is from RefSeq and is a predicted model, not a curated record.
UCCUCGUCGUCACCCUCCUCCUCGUCGUCACCCUCCUCCUCGUCGUCACCCUCCUCCUCGUCGUCACCCUCCUCCUCAUCGUCACCCUCCUCCUCGUCGUCACCCUCCUCAUCGUCGUCACCCUCCUCCUCGUCGUCACCCUCCUCCUCCUCCUCGUCGUCACCCUCCUCCUCCUCCUCGUCGUCACCCUCCUCCUCCUCCUCCUCCUCCUCCUCCUCGUCACCCUCCUCCUCCUCCUCCUCCUCCUCGUCGUCACCCUCCUCCUCCUCCUCCUCCUCGUCGUCACCCUCCUCCUCCUCCUCCUCGUCGUCACCCUCCUCCUCCUCCUCCUCCUCCUCCUCGUCGUCACCCUCCUCCUCCUCCUCCUCCUCCUCCUCCUCCUCCUCCUCCUCCUCCUCCUCCUCCUCGUCGUCACCCUCCUCCUCCUCCUCGUCGUCACCCUCCUCCUCCUCCUCCUCCUCCUCGUCGUCACCCUCCUCCUCCUCCUCCUCCUCCUCGUCGUCACCCUCCUCCUCCUCCUCCUCCUCCUCCUCGUCGUCACCCUCCUCCUCCUCCUCCUCCUCGUCGUCACCCUCCUCCUCCUCCUCCUCCUCGUCGUCACCCUCCUCCUCCUCCUCCUCCUCGUUGUCACCCUCCUCCUCCUCCUCCUCCUCGUCGUCACCCUCCUCCUCCUCCUCCUCCUCGUCGCCCUCCUCCUCCUCCUCCUCCUCGUCGCCCUCCUCCUCCUCCUCCUCCUCGUCGCCCUCCUCCUCCUCCUCCUCCUCCUCGUCGCCCUCCUCCUCCUCCUCCUCCUCCUCGUCGCCCUCCUCCUCCUCCUCCUCCUCCUCGUCGCCCUCCUCCUCCUCCUCCUCCUCCUCGUCGCCCUCCUCCUCCUCCUCCUCCUCCUCCUCCUCGUCGCCCUCCUCCUCCUCCUCCUCCUCCUCGUCGCCCUCCUCCUCCUCCUCCUCCUCCUCCUCCUCGUCGCCCUCCUCCUCCUCCUCCUCCUCCUCGUCGCCCUCCUCCUCCUCCUCCUCCUCCUCCUCGUCGCCCUCCUCCUCCUCCUCCUCGUCGCCCUCCUCCUCCUCCUCCUCGUCCUCGUCGCCCUCCUCCUCGUCCUCGUCGUCCUCCUCCUCGUCCUCGUCGCCCUCCUCCUCGUCCUCGUCGCCCUCCUCCUCGUCCUCGUCGCCCUCCUCCUCGUCCUCGUCGCCCUCCUCCUCGUCCUCGUCGCCCUCCUCCUCGUCCUCGUCGCCCUCCUCCUCGUCCUCGUCGCCCUCCUCCUCGUCCUCGUCGCCCUCCUCCUCGUCCUCGUCGCCCUCCUCCUCGUCCUCGUCGCCCUCCUCCUCGUCCUCGUCGCCCUCCUCCUCGUCCUCGUCGCCCUCCUCCUCGUCCUCGUCGCCCUCCUCCUCGUCCUCGUCGCCCUCCUCCUCGUCCUCGUCGCCCUCCUCCUCGUCCUCGUCGCCCUCCUCCUCGUCCUCGUCGCCCUCCUCCUCGUCCUCGUCGCCCUCCUCCUCGUCCUCGUCGCCCUCCUCCUCGUCCUCGUCGCCCUCCUCCUCGUCCUCGUCGCCCUCCUCCUCGUCCUCGUCGCCCUCCUCCUCGUCCUCGUCGCCCUCCUCCUCGUCCCCGUCGCCCUCCUCCUCGUCCCCGUCGCCCUCCUCCUCGUCCCCGUCGCCCUCCUCCUCGUCCCCGUCGCCCUCCUCCUCGUCCCCGUCGCCCUCCUCCUCGUCCCCGUCGCCCUCCUCCUCGUCCCCGUCGCCCUCCUCCUCGUCCCCGUCGCCCUCCUCCUCCUCCUCCUCGUCCCCGUCGCCCUCCUCCUCCUCCUCCUCGUCCCCGUCGCCCUCCUCCUCCUCCUCCUCCUCCUCGUCGCCCUCCUCCUCCUCCUCCUCCUCCUCCUCGUCGCCCUCCUCCUCCUCCUCCUCCUCCUCCUCGUCGCCCUCCUCCUCCUCCUCCUCCUCCUCCUCGUCGCCCUCCUCCUCCUCCUCCUCCUCCUCCUCGUCGCCCUCCUCCUCCUCCUCCUCCUCCUCCUCCUCGUCGCCCUCCUCCUCCUCCUCCUCGUCCCCGUCGCCCUCCUCCUCCUCCUCCUCCUCCUCCUCCUCCUCCUCCUCCUCCUCCUCCUCGUCCCCGUCGCCCUCCUCCUCCUCCUCCUCCUCCUCCUCCUCCUCCUCGUCCCCGUCGCCCUCCUCCUCCUCCUCCUCCUCCUCCUCCUCCUCCUCCUCGUCCCCGUCGCCCUCCUCCUCCUCCUCCUCCUCCUCCUCCUCCUCCUCCUCCUCCUCCUCGUCCCCGUCGCCCUCCUCCUCCUCCUCCUCCUCCUCCUCCUCCUCCUCGUCCCCGUCGCCCUCCUCCUCCUCCUCCUCCUCGUCCCCGUCGCCCUCCUCCUCCUCCUCCUCCUCCUCCUCCUCCUCCUCGUCCCCGUCGCCCUCCUCCUCCUCCUCCUCCUCCUCCUCCUCCUCCUCGUCCCCGUCGCCCUCCUCCUCCUCCUCCUCCUCCUCCUCCUCCUCCUCGUCCCCGUCGCCCUCCUCCUCCUCCUCCUCCUCCUCCUCCUCCUCCUCGUCCCCGUCGCCCUCCUCCUCCUCCUCCUCCUCCUCCUCCUCCUCCUCGUCCCCGUCGCCCUCCUCCUCCUCCUCCUCCUCCUCCUCCUCCUCGUCCCCGUCGCCCUCCUCCUCCUCCUCCUCCUCCUCCUCCUCCUCGUCCCCGUCGCCCUCCUCCUCCUCCUCCUCCUCCUCCUCCUCCUCCUCCUCGUCCCCGUCGCCCUCCUCCUCCUCCUCCUCCUCCUCCUCCUCCUCCUCCUCGUCCCCGUCGCCCUCCUCCUCCUCCUCCUCCUCCUCCUCCUCCUCCUCCUCGUCCCCGUCGCCCUCCUCCUCCUCCUCCUCCUCCUCCUCCUCCUCCUCCUCGUCCCCGUCGCCCUCCUCCUCCUCCUCCUCCUCCUCCUCCUCCUCCUCCUCCUCCUCCUCCUCCUCCUCCUCGUCCCCGUCGCCCUCCUCCUCCUCCUCCUCCUCCUCCUCCUCCUCCUCCUCCUCCUCCUCGUCCCCGUCGCCCUCCUCCUCCUCCUCCUCCUCCUCCUCCUCCUCCUCCUCCUCCUCCUCCUCGUCCCCGUCGCCCUCCUCCUCCUCCUCCUCCUCCUCCUCCUCCUCCUCCUCCUCCUCGUCCCCGUCGCCCUCCUCCUCCUCCUCCUCCUCCUCCUCCUCCUCCUCGUCCCCGUCGCCCUCCUCCUCCUCCUCCUCCUCCUCCUCCUCCUCCUCGUCCCCGUCGCCCUCCUCCUCCUCCUCCUCCUCCUCCUCCUCCUCGUCCCCGUCGCCCUCCUCCUCCUCCUCCUCCUCCUCCUCCUCCUCCUCCUCGUCCCCGUCGCCCUCCUCCUCCUCCUCCUCCUCCUCCUCCUCCUCCUCCUCCUCCUCCUCGUCCCCGUCGCCCUCCUCCUCCUCCUCCUCCUCCUCCUCCUCCUCCUCCUCCUCCUCCUCGUCCCCGUCGCCCUCCUCCUCCUCCUCCUCCUCCUCCUCCUCCUCCUCCUCCUCCUCCUCCUCGUCCCCGUCGCCCUCCUCCUCCUCCUCCUCCUCCUCCUCCUCCUCCUCGUCCCCGUCGCCCUCCUCCUCCUCCUCCUCCUCCUCCUCCUCCUCCUCCUCGUCCCCGUCGCCCUCCUCCUCCUCCUCCUCCUCCUCCUCCUCCUCCUCCUCGUCCCCGUCGCCCUCCUCCUCCUCCUCCUCCUCCUCCUCCUCCUCCUCCUCGUCCCCGUCGCCCUCCUCCUCCUCCUCCUCCUCCUCCUCCUCCUCCUCGUCCCCGUCGCCCUCCUCCUCCUCCUCCUCCUCCUCCUCCUCCUCCUCGUCCCCGUCGCCCUCCUCCUCCUCCUCCUCCUCCUCCUCCUCCUCCUCGUCCCCGUCGCCCUCCUCCUCCUCCUCCUCCUCCUCCUCCUCCUCCUCGUCCCCGUCGCCCUCCUCCUCCUCCUCCUCCUCCUCCUCCUCCUCGUCCCCGUCGCCCUCCUCCUCCUCCUCCUCCUCCUCCUCCUCCUCCUCCUCGUCCCCGUCGCCCUCCUCCUCCUCCUCCUCCUCCUCCUCCUCCUCCUCCUCCUCCUCCUCGUCCCCGUCGCCCUCCUCCUCCUCCUCCUCCUCCUCCUCCUCCUCCUCGUCCCCGUCGCCCUCCUCCUCUUCCUCCUCCUCCUCCUCCUCCUCCUCGUCCCCGUCGCCCUCCUCCUCCUCCUCCUCCUCCUCCUCCUCCUCCUCGUCCCCGUCGCCCUCCUCCUCUUCCUCCUCCUCCUCCUCCUCCUCCUCCUCCUCCUCCUCGUCCCCGUCGCCCUCCUCCUCCUCCUCCUCCUCCUCCUCCUCGUCCCCGUCGCCCUCCUCCUCCUCCUCCUCCUCCUCCUCCUCCUCCUCGUCCCCGUCGCCCUCCUCCUCCUCCUCCUCCUCCUCCUCCUCCUCCUCCUCCUCCUCGUCCCCGUCGCCCUCCUCCUCCUCCUCCUCCUCCUCCUCCUCGUCCCCGUCGCCCUCCUCCUCCUCCUCCUCCUCGUCCCCGUCGCCCUCCUCCUCCUCCUCCUCCUCCUCCUCGUCCCCGUCGCCCUCCUCCUCCUCCUCCUCCUCGUCGCCCUCUUCCUCCUCCUCGUCCUCGUCGCCCUCUUCCUCCUCCUCCUCCCCCUCUUCGUCCUCGUCGCCCUCUUCCUCCUCCUCCUCGUCGCCCUCUUCCUCCUCCUCCUCGUCGCCCUCUUCCUCCUCCUCCUCCCCCUCCUCCCCCUCUUCCUCCUCGUCCUCCCCCUCCUCGUCCUCGUCGCCCUCUUCCUCCUCCUCCUCCCCCUCCUCGUCCUCGUCGCCCUCUUCCUCCUCCUCCUCCCCCUCCUCGUCCUCGUCGCCCUCCUCCUCCUCCUCCUCCGCCUCCUCCGCGUCCCCCUCCACGUCCGCCUCCCCGCCCCCCCUCGAGCCACAAGAGGUGCAGGCAGAGGAGGUAGCAGCAGGUGAGAUUUUCACUUUCUUCAGUAGCUUAAUUACGUGUUAA